AUGGCAUAUUCUCUCUCUUCUCCACCUCUCAAAUCUCUUACUCCCGAAUCGUUGACCCAGCUCAAAGAGUGCAGUGAAAAGGUUUUCUUCCAGAUUAUCAGCACGAACCUGAAGCGCAAGUCAUACCAAACUUUAGAAGAGCUGAGCAUCUUAAUACACGCUGUUGACUUGCUCCACGGGGAUGAGCAGGGAUUUUGCGGAAUUUUCGUGAUCUCUAGCGCGACCUCGGGCAAGGCACCCAAAGUUUUCGCGGAGUAUAGAGGAAUAUUCUGGAGUGCGGCAGGCUCUCAGAGUCAGGCUAUAUGCACCUAUCACUUAUCAUUCAGGGAGGUCUUGAACGUCUUCAAGAUAUCAUUUAGACAUCAUCAUCGCCCAGCGAGUGAUGGGCUGUUGAGGAUGCAAAUGGGAUGGAAUCUGGAACAAGACGAAGACCGAAUGUCGUCUGAAGUCUUGUGGACGCGAUCAAUAACACCAGAACUGGAAUAUAUCGAGCACGUCCGGGAUCGCCUAAAACGGCACCUGCGUGCGAACCCUGCCUGUGCAGCUGAGCUGCGUACUGUCGGUCCUCCUUCCAAUAUCACUACCACCGAAUGGGUAAAAUCCGUCUGGCCAAAUCUGAAGAGUGCACUCAGCGCCAGAAGCAGCUCUUUCUCGUGGGCUGUUCCAAAAAUAAAGCAUGUUCUCGCCCCUCAUGUAAUACUGCAAACACCAGGAUAUGGUAGUAGCGAAUGCAAGCUUGCUGUCAUGAAUCUGCGUGGAGACCUCAACUGA
Suillus subalutaceus is the source of this 771-nucleotide messenger RNA. RefSeq lists its product as uncharacterized. Bases 1 to 771 code for a protein of 256 amino acids. NCBI's taxonomy places the organism in Eukaryota, Fungi, Basidiomycota, Agaricomycetes, Boletales, Suillaceae. The transcript is spliced from 5 exons. The record is from RefSeq and is a predicted model, not a curated record.